Messenger RNA from Neolamprologus brichardi, 1658 nucleotides. RefSeq names its product phosphoethanolamine methyltransferase (gene pmt). The record is from RefSeq and is a predicted model, not a curated record. Lineage: Eukaryota; Metazoa; Chordata; Actinopteri; Cichliformes; Cichlidae.
CGAAGUGACAUCUUCUUUCUGUUAUAUAGGAGAUUACUAAUUAUACCUUCCUACAAUAACGAGGAUCGUUAAUCAUCAGACUGAUUUCUCACUUCAUAGAUUAAUUUUACAAUAAUCAACCAAAAACCACAAUGGACAAAGUUCGUAGCAAUAUGACAGAGUUUUGGAAGGAGCACUCUAAGGCUGCUACAGUGGAGGAGAUGAUGCUGGAUUCUCGUGCCAAAGAACUGACUCAGCAUGAGCUGCCAGAGAUCCUCUCCAUGCUGCCUCGCCUGGAGGGAUGCAAAGUGCUGGAGCUGGGAGCAGGAAUUGGUCGUUACACCAAGCACCUGCUGACCAAGGCAGCCCAUGUGACUGCUGUGGACUUCAUGGAAAGUUUUAUAGAGAAGAACAGGCAGAAAAAUGGCCACCAUAGCAAUGGUACCUUCCUCCAAGCUGAUGUCACAAAGCUGGAUGUUCCCCAAAACAGCAUUGACUUUAUCUUCUCCAACUGGCUACUGAUGUAUUUGAGUGACGAGGAGCUGAAUUCGGUUAUGCAAAAAAUGCUUACCUGGCUGAAGCCUGGAGGCUUUCUGUUUUUCAGAGAGUCCUGCAACCACCGGUCAGGUGACAGUAAGAGGGAUUUCAACCCCACCUGCUACCGUACUGAGGAACAUUAUAGCCACAUGACUACAACAGUGCAAGUGACGGAGCCAAAGGAGGGCCAAACGUUUGGUUUUGACAUUGUGUUGAAAAGGAGAGUUCAGACCUACGUUGAGAUGAAAAACAAUCCAAAUCAAAUCUGCUGGUUGCUAGAGAAGGUCACUCGCUCCUCGAACAGCCAGAAUGGAUUCAAAACCUUCCAGCAAUUCCUGGACAACCAGCAGUACACCAAACGUGGCAUCCUGCGCUAUGAGAAGAUGUUUGGGGCUGGUUACGUCAGCACAGGAGGGCCUAGCACCACCAAGGAGUUUGUGGACCUGCUGAACCUGAAGCCAGGACAGAAGGUUCUGGAUGUUGGUUGUGGCAUUGGUGGAGGAGACUUCUACAUGGCAAAGGCAUUUGGAGUGGAAGUGCUCGGCUUGGAUCUGUCAGACAACAUGGUGGACAUUGCAAUAGAGAGGGCAAAAGUCGAGAACGUUCCAUCAGUGCGGUUUGAGGUUGCCGAUGCUACAAAAAGGACAUUUCCAGAAGAUUCCUUUGAUGUGAUCUACAGCAGAGACACAAUCCUGCACAUAGAUGAUAAACUAGCCCUCUUCAAACGCUUCCAUUCAUGGUUAAAGCCAGGCGGACAGUUGCUUAUCAGUGACUAUUGCUGUGGGAAGAAGCCCUGGACCCCAGCAUUCGAGGCCUAUGUGAAACAAAGAGGCUAUGUCCUGUAUACCCCUUCAGAGUAUGGCAAGUUCAUUCAGGAGGCUGGUUUCAGCAAAGUUCGAGCCGAAGACCGCACAGCCCAGUUCAUCGAAGUGAUUAAGACAGAGCUGCAGAGAGCAGAGGCCAUUAAAGAUGAAUUCGUUAAGGAAUUUUCUGAAGAGGAUUAUUUUGCAAUAGUGAAUGGAUGGAAAGAAAAACUGGGACGUUCCAACAGUGGAGACCAAAGAUGGGGACUUUUUCAUGCGACAAGAGACUGAGCUGUUGAAGCUCGCCGUGUUAGAGAUAAUAAAAGAAAAAAGAAACAA